This is a messenger RNA of Saprolegnia parasitica CBS 223.65, 513 nucleotides long. RefSeq lists its product as hypothetical. NCBI's taxonomy places the organism in Eukaryota, Oomycota, Saprolegniomycetes, Saprolegniales, Saprolegniaceae. Gene Ontology annotation, molecular function: protein binding. The transcript has 3 exons. The coding region runs from base 1 to 513 and encodes 170 amino acids. The record is from RefSeq and is a predicted model, not a curated record.
AUGGCCGUCGACGACUUUAGCGCGAUCCUCGACGUCCGCGGCGACGAUGUCCAUGGCAUGGCGCUCUUCCAAUGUGGCCUCAUCGAACGCGCGCAUGCGGACUUUUCUACCGUCUUGAGCAUCAACCCGACCCACGUCAUGGCCCGCUACGCCCGCGCGGGGUGCUACAACACGGAGGGCGAAUUCCAGCGUGCGAUCCAAGACUACACAAUUGCACUCGAGUGCGACGGCCACGACAAGAGCAUGCUCGAGCGUGGCGGUGGCCGGCUCUACCUGCACGAGACGGCCGAGAAGGUCAUCAACGACAAGCUCAACCGCAGCUACCACCGAUCGACGCCCCGCGACGCACUGUCGUCGCCGCUUCGAAAGCGCCAUAGCUCCCCGUCGGUCCGGUCGCCCAUAAAGCCGCCACUGGCGCGCACCGCAUCCGUCGACGUCGCGCGCGUCACGGUCGACCUCUCGGCUCUCUGCGCCAAGAAGCCGCUCAUCAAGAAGGUCACCGUGACGUUAUAA